This is a messenger RNA of Bombina bombina (fire-bellied toad), 1654 nucleotides long. RefSeq names its product carboxypeptidase O. The record is from RefSeq and is a predicted model, not a curated record. Bases 242 to 1609 code for a protein of 455 amino acids. Lineage: Eukaryota; Metazoa; Chordata; Amphibia; Anura; Bombinatoridae. The transcript is spliced from 13 exons. Gene Ontology annotation, molecular function: metallocarboxypeptidase activity; zinc ion binding. Gene Ontology annotation, biological process: proteolysis.
CAGAGGCAGACCGGGCAGUAAAUUAUUUAGCAGAAGAUAAGAACAGAAGAACAACUACGGCAAUACUUUGUAGUUGUUUGACAUCUGCAAUCUCUGAAGUUGCAGACAGAUGAACAAGCAGCAGUCUUACUUAUGGUUCUCAAAGUUAAUAUAUUUGUCCACUUAAAGUGUGGUGAACUCACUGAGAUCAAGUGCAAGCUGCAAUCAUAUUACACAGGGCAAGAACAUACAGCAAGAGAGGAUGAAGAAUUUACAAUGGACUAUCUGUUUGGUGGUCAUAUUACUGUUAGGGGGGUCAUGUUUGAAGGUGCAAUACAGAGGGGAUCAAGUCUUAAAAGUAAUUCCACAGACGAAGGAUCAUGCUUAUUAUCUGCAGACGUUAAGUAAUAAAUGGCUGCUUGACCUUUGGAAGCCUGACAUGGCUGAAGAUAUCUCUGAAGGAAAAGAGUUACAUAUCCGGGUUCCAUUUUCCCAUGUACAAGAGAUGAAACAAAAUCUUCUGCAAGAGAAAAUACCUUUUGAGGUCCUAAUUAAGGAUGUUCAGAAGCUUAUAGAUGCCAGUAUUGUGAGUGAGCAUGCAGUGUCUUCAAGGUCCUUGGCAAGCUAUGAUUAUACCAAGUAUCAUCCAAUGCAUGAGAUUUAUCAAUGGAUGGAGCAGAUCAAAGAAGAACACAGUAGUCUGAUAACAAAACAUUAUUUAGGAUCUACAUAUGAACAUCGACCAAUUUAUUACUUUAAAAUUGGUUGGCCAUCAGAUAAGACAAAAAAAUAUAUUGUAAUAGAUUGUGGAAUUCAUGCACGGGAAUGGAUUGCAGUGGCAUAUUGUCAGUGGUUUAUAAAGGAGAUAAUUUCAAACCAAAAUGAUCCUUUGCUCAACAAAGUGUUAAAACAAGUUGACUUUUAUGUUAUACCAGUACUAAACGUUGAUGGCUACAUUUACUCCUGGACUACGGAACGUCUUUGGAGGAAAAAUCGCUCACCACAAAAUAAUGGUACAUGCUAUGGAGUGGAUCUGAACAGGAACUUUAAUUCAGCUUGGUGCUCCACCGGUGCCUCCAGGAAUUGCUCCAGUUUUACAUUCUGUGGUCUAAAGGCUGAAUCUGAACUAGAAACCCAAGCCUUGGUCUCUCUUGUUCAGGGCAUUAAAUCUAAUAUCCUGUCAUAUCUGACCAUACAUUCCUAUGGGCAAUACAUCCUCCUUCCGUAUGGUUACACUACAAGCCCAUCAACCAAUCAUAAGGAGUUGACUGAUGUUGCUGAAAAAGCUGCUGCUAAACUCAAGGAAAAACAUCAAACUGUAUAUACAGUGGGUUCUUCAUCUGUCAUACUAUACAACAAUUCUGGGUCAUCUGCAGACUGGGCUGCUGAUCAGAAAAUAAGAAUAUCUUACACAAUUGAACUCAGAGACAAUGGUACAUAUGGAUUUCAGCUGCCACCCGAACAAAUCAAGCCUACUUGUGAAGAGACAAUGAACGCUAUGAUGUCCAUAAUUGAAUAUCUCAGUGACAACUACCUUGAGAAUAGUGCUGGUAUUAUUACGUCUCAAUGGCUGAAUGUGUUUCUUUCUUUUGCUUUUUUGCAUUUAUUACUCAAUAACCCAUUAAUCUGAUUUUAUUUGAUAAAUGCCAAAAUAAAAAUAUUUUAUAACAUUGAA